Molecule: messenger RNA, 834 nt
Organism: Anastrepha obliqua
Lineage: Eukaryota; Metazoa; Arthropoda; Insecta; Diptera; Tephritidae
Exons: 4
Coding region: 1-834 (277 amino acids)
Molecular function (GO): catalytic activity
Source: RefSeq, a predicted model, not a curated record
AUGGGCUUAAAGGUUGUCCAAAUUAAUGUGCAGCACUCUAAAACGGACAACGUAACCGUUCUCUUGGUGGAGGAGGAAGUGAACAUCGCUUUAAUUCAGAAACCCUGGGAGCGUAGCACCGAGGUGAAGGGUUCACUGGAAACAACUACAAUAUCUACUAUAAACGGAUUCAAGGAUGUGAUGGCUUUUGAGGUGGAAGCCACUGACGAAGUUAGAAUAAUAUUCGCCUCAAUAUACAGGGCACAUGACAGACCAGCACCGCUUUUGGAGGGCCGCAGACUUGUGUAUGGAAAUACAACCAAAAUCCUGCUACUCGAAAGCGACGCCAAUGCGAGGCACGCCUUAUGGGUAAGCUCCGAAAACAACGACCGGGACGAUCUGACAGUGGUGGCGCUGGAGGGCUGCAAGGAUGAGACGCUACUCUUUGGGUCCUGCUAUAUGCCACAUGAUGAGGAAGCACCACAGACGGAACUUCGGAAGCUGGUAGAAACAGCUGCCAGAAAGAAGCAUGCUCUGGUGGUAGGAACGGACGCAAACGCACAUCACACGGUCUGGGGAAGUGCAGACAUAAAUGACCGAGGUGAGUCACUAUUUACCUAUAUUCUUCAGAGUAGUCUAGAAAUAGCUAAUAGAGGUGAGGAACCAACAUAUGUGGGACCAACCUCGAGGAAUGUACUCGAUUUAAUACUCUACACAAGCAGGCAUGUUAUGGUUCAGGAAUGGGAAGUAUUGAGUAGGUCUUCAUUCUCUGAUCACAGACACAUAAGCUUCCAGGGAUAUACUAUCAAAAACACCAAUAAUACCCCGGAAAUACAAGUCAAACAUCGCGCUUGA